Molecule: messenger RNA, 953 nt
Organism: Dermacentor andersoni
Lineage: Eukaryota; Metazoa; Arthropoda; Arachnida; Ixodida; Ixodidae
Source: RefSeq, a predicted model, not a curated record
AGUUCGACACAACGGUCGCUCAACCUGCCCGCAUUGUACCAUCUGAACGGUUCAUCGUGCUCGCCUCGGUGGUCAUUGGCAGCGUCCUGGGCUACUCGCACCGGCGCAUGCCAGCAUGGCCGGCCCGCUGCGUCCACAUAAAGCGCUUCCAGGAGACUUGGUUGGGCUCGCUGCUCGCCGUGGCCGCCCUCGUGGGAAGCCUUGUGAGCGGCUUCCUCAUCGAGCGCUUCGGACGCGUGCAGCCCACCCAGCUGUCGUCGCUGGGCUUCGUGGGCGGCUGCCUCUGCAUCGCGCUGUGCAAUGCCAGCCUUCCCUGGAUGUUCGCGGGCCGCGUGCUCAUCGGCUUCUGCUGCGGCCUGGUCACGCUCGCGGUUCCCGUGUUUGUGGCCGAGAUCAGCCCGCCGCACCUUCACGGCCUACUGGGCUCCGGCGUGCAGUUGAUCAUCAUGCUAGACGUGCUGGUCGCCUUCGUCGACGGCAAGUGGCUCGACUGGCUGGCCCUCACUCUGCUGUGUACCGUGUGCCUCGUGCUCGUGCCGGCAGUGCUCGUACUAGCAGUGGGAGCCGCAGGACAUUGCUCUGGCUCCGUCAGGACCGAUUGACCGGAGCAUGACGGUGCAUCCACGUGGCUUCGUCGAGUUUGCGGCCAUACCCACUGUGCGUCUCUGCAAACCCAAUUGCAGUGCACUAGAAGCCAUAGAAGCUCCUAGUAGUGUGCACCAGAAAUAUAACCUAGCCGUCCAUGCACGGGCCACGCAUGCUCGUCGAUACCGUGAUAGCACAAAAAAUGCCAACGGCGACGAGUUUUCGCAUCACUUUCUAUCGCAAUAAAUGUGAGACGUGACAAAACAAAUGUAGCGACACUGUGAUGACCAAUGCGUGGAACAGCUGACGUGACAGCGUGUUAUGAUUUCAUUCACUGCAAAUUACGUUCAGAUUAGCAUACCAAGUAU